CCGAGGUCGGCCCGCAGCCCAAUGGUGCAAGGGGUUGACCAAUGCCGAAUUAAGCCGCAUCCGUCUGAUGUACAGUACAUAGGUACCUACAACGUAGGGCUUCAUUCUUGAUGCAAUCCUUCCAAGGGCACUAACCAACCACAUCAUGUCAACCCUGAGAUUAACCUUCCUGUAUCCCCAUUUGUUCCGCACGGCUCGUCUAGGCGAACCCGCCGCCCAGGCAGCAGCGAGGGGUUCCCGGCGCAGGCCUCGCCGUGCGACUCCGACGCUCCCCUGCCUGCACGCCUCGCCCUUCGCCAGCGCGACAACCGCGAGGCAGACCCCGGCCCUCAAGAGACAUGGGAAAGCAGUAGAGCCGGCUCCGCUGCAUAUCGAACCCGACGCUCCUGCGGCUGGGGAUGCGAAGGCGCGGCCCGAGCAAGGUGGUGGUGGUGGGAAGGCGGACAACGAGGCCGUGAGGACCGAAGGGAAGGGGGCGAAGGACACCGGCAAAGCAGCGGAGCCCACCAAUGCGCAACCCGGACAGGCAGAAGAAGCCAAGGCGCAGCAGGCCCCCGGGAGCGACAGCCGUCUGGCGGCGGCAACGGACGACUCCCCACCGAGCACCAAGAGCGGACCGAUGGACACGAUCCUACACAUGGGGCCGCCGGGGGGCUACGAGGAGGCGGCGCCGGGGCCGGGGCGGAGGACGGUGCCGCCGCCGCACAUGGCCGCGUCGCCGUACGUGCACCACUUUGACAGCUACUCGCUGGUCAAGCAGCUCGAGGCGGGCGGGUGGACGGCGGUGCAGGCCAUCACUGCGAUGAAGGCGAUCCGCGGCAUCCUGGCGGCGAACCUGGACGUGGCGCAGGACGGCCUCGUCAGCAAGUCGGACGUCGAGAACGAGACGUACCUGUUCCGCGCCGCCUGCAGCGAGCUCAGCGCCGAGGUCCGCAACAACCGCCGCGUCGCCGACGGGCAGAUGCGCCAGCAGCGCACCACCCUGCAGCACGAGGUCGACAUCCUGACACAGGGAAUGAGCCAGGAGGUCCUGACGCUGAAUGAUAACGUGCGCGGCAUGUUCAACGACCGCAGGAUGGCCGUCCGGGAGGAGCAGAAGGCGGCCGAGAGCGCGAUCCAGCAGAUCAGCUAUAAGAUCAGCAUAUUGCUGAACAGCGACGCAAGGUCGGAGAUCGAGGCCGUGCGCUGGGUCCUGAUCCGGCGCUCCGUCCUGGGCAUCCUCUUCAUGGCGAUCCUGACACUCGGCUCGCUGCGCUAUGCGAGCUAUCGCAGCCACGAGAAGGCGAGGGAGCAGGAGAUGUUGCUGAUGGAGGCGGGCGCCCUCAAGAAGGAGGCCGCUAGGCAAGACGCUGGGCCAGAUGUAAGCGAGAUGCUGGCGGCGAACUGACAGGUUGUAAAUCCGGUGCAAGCAUAGGAGAGAAAAUUUGGGGGUAGAGGGCAACCGAGACUUAGAUCUAGUCGUGUUGGGGAUACCCACACGUAUAUAUACUCCCAGCCGGGCCGUUUUCUAUGUCGCAAGUUCUGGGAGGAAGCCUUGUCGUAGGAGGCACUACCAUUCUUGAACCAGGGGUAUUUCAAUCAAUCAUCCAGUUACCCCUAGCCACCCGCUUAGCACGCGCACGAGUCUCUACGGGCUUCGAGUAUGCAUGUACUUUCCAAAG
This is a messenger RNA of Phialemonium atrogriseum, 1661 nucleotides long. RefSeq lists its product as uncharacterized. Gene Ontology annotation, cellular component: mitochondrion. Bases 146 to 1387 code for a protein of 413 amino acids. The transcript has 2 exons. Lineage: Eukaryota; Fungi; Ascomycota; Sordariomycetes; Cephalothecales; Cephalothecaceae. The record is from RefSeq and is a predicted model, not a curated record.